Molecule: messenger RNA, 1588 nt
Organism: Verruconis gallopava
Lineage: Eukaryota; Fungi; Ascomycota; Dothideomycetes; Venturiales; Sympoventuriaceae
Product: S-methyl-5-thioribose-1-phosphate isomerase
Exons: 3
Coding region: 288-1436 (382 amino acids)
Molecular function (GO): S-methyl-5-thioribose-1-phosphate isomerase activity
Source: RefSeq, a predicted model, not a curated record
GGAGAACUAUGCAAGAGAAGCUUUAUUGCUUCCACCCACGAGUUGAAAGUGAAGAGUGCGAUUGGAAUUCCUUGCUGGGCCAAUCUCCGAAGUCGCCCGAAAUAUAUUCACGUAAGAGAAUAUCCUUUGAACACAAAAAAUUUCAGGUGUCGGCAUAUGUAAGCAUCUUUUUCAGUUUAGAGAAUACUGGUUGGUUUCUUUCGAGGCAUAUUGAGAUUAAGAUCUUCGGCGCCUGGUUGUGUGAAUUGUUUUAUUAGUCGAAAGAGCUUGGGAGUAAACAAGUAUAAAUGGUUCUACAAGCCAUCAGAUAUGAGAGGGGUUCCCUCCUAGUGCUUGAUCAACUUCAGUUACCUUACACUACACAUUUUGAUUCUGUGAGAACGGCAACUGAAGGAUGGCAUGCCAUCAAAUCCAUGCGCACGCGGGGUGCUCCCGCCAUAGCCAUUGUGGCGGCCCUUUCGCUCGCCGUAGAGCUCACUCAUGAAACGCUGUCGACAAUUCCUGAAGAGGUAGCCGCAUUCAUAAUUGAGAAAUUGGAGUACCUCGUUACUUCGAGACCUACCGCUGUGAAUUUGGCAGAUGCAGCAAGGAAAUUAGAGGCCAUUGUUGAGGAAGCAAAGAGCGCGGAGGGGGCUACAGGAGAAAGUGUUAGGGAUGCGUAUGUGGCUGCCGCCGAAAGAAUGCUAGAAGAUGACGUGAAGGAUAAUCGGGGGAUUGGUGAUUACGGCGCGAAAUGGAUUUUGGAGCAUACAGAAGCAGCGCAAAGCGGGCCUGUUAGCAUUCUUACGCAUUGUAACACGGGUUCGUUAGCUACAGCAGGGUAUGGAACAGCUCUAGGAGUGAUUAGGUCGCUACAUGAGAAAGGAGCUCUCAAGCAAGCCUUCUGCACGGAGACAAGACCGUAUAAUCAAGGCUCAAGAUUGACAGCGUAUGAGCUGGUACAUGAUGCUAUCCCUGCGACUUUGGUGACAGAUUCAAUGGCUGCAGCCCUUAUGAGAUUGAAGGGGCCAGCUGAUAAGCUUGUCGCAGUCGUAGUCGGUGCCGACAGAGUUGCAGCAAAUGGCGACACAGCAAACAAAAUUGGGACUUAUGCUUUGUCCAUCCUAGCAAAGCAUCAUGGCAUCAAGUUCCUCGUUGCGGCCCCAAGAACGACUAUUGACUUGCAAACUCCCAACGGUGAGCAUAUCACUAUCGAGGAACGCGCCAGUUCGGAGGUCGCUACCAUCAAAGGACCUCGCGUAUUGGGUAGAGAGCUCGAGAAGGACAAGAUUGAGACUAUAGCCAUCGCGGCCCAAGGAAUCGAUAUCUGGAAUCCGGCAUUUGACGUGACUCCUGCUGAGCUGAUUGAUGGUAUCAUUACCGAAGUAGGGGUGGCGGAGAAAGAUGCUAAUGGCAGAUUCAAUCUUUCUGAGUUGUUCAAUAGCGGACUGCCUUGAAGGACUACCCGCGGCCAGUGAUUUCAACAAAUAGAUGCGAAGAAUAACUCCACGCAGUGCUAGAGACAGAGGCUUCAUCGAUGUUAUCAAAAUCUCAUCUUUCGGAUGUCUUUUGCGAUCUGCCUUUCUCUUUCUAUGCCUCUAUACUUAAG